AUGAGUAUUCUACCGAAGGCAAGAUCAAGGAGUUCAUCUACAGCUUCUACCACGAUUGGGAUGGUGCCCAGUAGAACAUCAUCACUCCACAACCUCUCGAACAAGGGUCGAGCCAUUCUGAAGUCUAAGAGAGUGGCCAGCAACCACCACCAUGGCGGUGCCGGUGGUCAUCAUCACAACAACAAUAGCACUGGGAAUCGAAUGGCUAGUAGAGGAGAUCUUUUCGGAGGAGAUGGUAGUGCCGAUUUGGAGGAUGCUAUUCAUUUCGAUGAAAAUAAACAUACCAUUCUUUCCAAUUUUGAAGAAUGGAUCAAACUUUCCACUGACAAUAAAAUCACCCUGAAGAAUUCAUGGCAAAUUGCCUUGAUUGAUUAUUUUAAAGAUUUAAAUGUGAUCAAGGAUGGUGAGAAUAUCAAUUUCCAAAGAGCCUCAGCAACGUUGGACGGGUGUGUCAAGAUUUAUCUGAGUCGUGUUGAAAGUGCAGCCACUGAAACGGGGAAAUUGUUGAGUGGGCUAGCUAAGAAGAAGGAAGAGGGUAACCAUGAAGAAGAUGGAGAAGAUGGAGCAGGAGAUGAAGAUGAAGAUGGAGAAGAGGGGAACAACGUAGAUGAAAAUGGAGUGGAAAUAAGGAAGAAACGGAAAAUGAAUCGAGUGAUGGAGUCCACCAUUGUAAAGUUUGAAACUAUUAAAGUUAAGAAAUUUGAUCAAGAGUUGGCAAUUGAUCCAUUAUUCAAAAAGGCAUUGAGUGAGUUUGAUGAAGGAGGUGCCAAGAGUUUAUUGUUGAACACAUUGAGUAUAGAUAAGAGUGGUCGAGUGAUUUUUGAUGCUACCACGAGAGGUGAAGAAAAGGAAGUUGUUGAAGAGGAAGCCGAACAAAUUAAAACCAAAUCUGUUGAUGACUCUAUUAUGGAAGAAAGAGUUCUGAAGUUGUCAUCUUUUCUUUUUGAAGAGAAUGAUAUUGAAAAACUUUCUAUUUGUCCAUCUCUUAAUGAAUUGAAAUUAGUCUUAACAGACAUUAAUAAGGCCAAGAAGGUUCUUGGAGAUGUUAACAAUCGAUUUUUGGAUGAAGAAAGAGAAGAACGAGAAAAUGGUAAUAGUCUUGUACCUUCCCCUUAUGUUCCAACAUUUGAUGAAUUUGACGAUUUUGGUGAUGAUAACGAUUUAUCCAAUCAUUUCAAUGAAAGUGUAGUAAGACUGGUUCUUAAUAUGGAUGAUGGAGAAAGAGAAAUAAUGGAAGAUGAUGGAGAUGAAGAAAUGGUUGUUAAAUCAGGCGGUAUAUUGGAUCGGGAUCUUAUGGCAUACUUUGAUACGAACAUGAAGAGCAAUUGGAGAGGUCCAGAACAUUGGAAAGUUGCCCAAAUUAAAAAGAGUCAUCAGGGACAACCUCAAGAAAAUAAUGAUGGUAAGAGUACCACUUCUACCACCACCACUCGAAAGUCAAGGGAGAAAAAUGCCACAAUAAUAAAUUUUUUCAAUAUCAAUGAUGAAGAUGAAGAGGAAAAAUUAUUUGAAACCCCUAAGAAUAUUCUUAGUACCACAAUUAAACCAGAUCAAAGAGAGCUCAAGAAGAAUAAAUUGCCAGAAGAUAUUCAGUAUAAUUCACUGAAAUUGACUAAUUUAUUUCUUAAAGAUCGUUCGGUUGUACAGUGGACAAGAGGAAAGAGUCCUAAUGGCAGUAAAAGCAAUGAAAACAUUCUUACUGAUGAGAAUUUCUUUGCUGAUCAAUAUGUUAAACGAGAACAAGAAGAAGCAGAAGCAGCAGAAGCGGAGAAGUCUAGAAUUGGGAAUGAAACUGGCAAUCCAUUUUAUGAUGAUGAUGACUUUGGCGGUGAUGAUUUUGGAGGAAUAGAUUUUAAUGAUGCACUUGCAGUUCCAAGUAAAUUAGACGAAUCUGAAGAUAAAAAGGGCACCUUUUCCACACAACAACUUCUUAGUGGGGGUAGAAAGGCGAGACCAGAGUAUGUUAAUUUUUCCAGAAUAGCCAAACGAGUAGAUGUAAAGCUUUUGAAAGACAAUCUUUGGAGAUCGAUCAAGCAAGAAGAACAAGAGGAAGAAGAAGAGCUUUCCAAAGAUUUUGCAGAGGUAAUUACAUCCAUUGGGAAAAUGUACCCACCAGAAGAAAAGAAAGAUCUUUCUACAAGUUUUUGCUUUAUUUGUCUUUUACAUUUAGCAAAUGAGCAUGGAUUGGAUAUUAGUACGAACGAUACGAAUGACAAUUUGAAGAUUACUGGGUUUUAA
[Candida] anglica is the source of this 2238-nucleotide messenger RNA. The record is from the annotation of a GenBank genome assembly. NCBI's taxonomy places the organism in Eukaryota, Fungi, Ascomycota, Pichiomycetes, Serinales, Debaryomycetaceae.